AUGAAUCAGAAGAUAGAGUUGAUAAUGAGUCAGAAGACAGAUGAUAAUGAAUCAGAAGAUAGAGAUGAUAAUGAAUCAGAAGAUAGAUAUGAUAAUAAAUCAGAAGACAGAGAUGAUAAUGAAUCAGAAGAUAGAGAUGAUAAUGAAUCAGAAGAUAGAUAUGAUAAUAAAUCAGAAGACAGAGAUGAUAAUGAAUCAGAAGAUAGAGAUGAUAAUGAAUCAGAAGAUAGAGAUGAUAAUGAAUCAGAAGAUAGAGAUGAUAAUGAAUUAAAAGACAGAGAUGAUAAUGAAUUAGAAGAUAGAGAUGAUAAUGAAUUAGAAGAUAGAGAUGAUAAUGAAUCAGAAGACAGAGAUGAUAAUGAAUCAGAAGACAGAGAUGACAAUGAAUCAAGUAAAUUGUCACUCAGUCUUUUUAAGUGA
This is a messenger RNA of Candidula unifasciata, 420 nucleotides long. Lineage: Eukaryota; Metazoa; Mollusca; Gastropoda; Stylommatophora; Geomitridae. The record is from the annotation of a GenBank genome assembly.